Molecule: messenger RNA, 5727 nt
Organism: Brassica rapa (field mustard)
Lineage: Eukaryota; Viridiplantae; Streptophyta; Magnoliopsida; Brassicales; Brassicaceae
Product: paired amphipathic helix protein Sin3-like 6
Biological process (GO): negative regulation of transcription by RNA polymerase II
Cellular component (GO): histone deacetylase complex; chromatin
Molecular function (GO): transcription corepressor activity
Source: RefSeq, a predicted model, not a curated record
UUCUGUGUAAGGUCGAAAACUGUGAUGAAAAGCUGGUUGUUUUCUCUGGUGGUAAUCCUACUGGAAAGUCCCUUGCUAAAGAAGGUCAGGGAGGCUAUUUGAACGUGGCAGAAAAUGGGCGAAUUCAAGAUCAUCAAAGUGGUCAAGAUGGUGGAAGAGAUACAGAUAGAGCUGACAAAACAGCUAGCAGUGUAAGCCAAAUUAUUGCCUCCUUCCAAAGGAUGUGAAUGACUCUUUUUCCAUAAUAACAUCGUUCUACUACACUGGAAAUUACUGCGUUAUUCAGUUCUCUUAUAAAAUGGUUUGUGUUUGCCCAUGGAAUAUCCAUAUGAUAAUUCUAAAAGUGGUCUUUAUUAAGAUACAUUUUAACAUGAUGGUGUUUUUUUGUUACCUAAUCGUCGUGCAUUCACAAUGUUCUGAAAACUGGACCGUAGGAUGAACCCCAAGAAAAACACUACAUCACGUGUUAAUCCAUUCUAACCAGUUUAAGUGUUAACUAAUUAAGUUGAGAAUAUAAUUUUAAAAUUUUUAAACGUAACACAUGUAAAUAAGCUUUAAAGAUCAAAUUUUGUUCAUAAGAUAAUGCCAAAUUAGUCAAAGACCAAAAUAGUUUACAAAGAAAAACUAAAUUUGUAGUCCUUCCUUAUGCUUUUCUUUUCCUAUCGCUUGGAUCAAGAGAAACCAACAUCUGCUUGGCAAUUUGUUUCACCAUUCAGGAUAUACGUGUUUGCUUCCCCAUGCCUUCUUGCAUUUCAUUCCCGCCAAAUGAUAUCAAUUGAAAUUUGGAAGACAUAUCUGAUGAGCAUCGUCAGCGUGUUACUAGGAGAGGAGUUUCAGAUGUUAUCGAUGAGAUACAAGUGUAACAUCUCGAGUUGUAACAUACGGAAAGACUUAAAAGAAUUAAUUUAGUUACCUAUGUCACCAAAGUUGACUUACUUUUUUUUUAUCGCACAUCCGUUUAAAACUCUAGAGUUAAAUGUGCUGAGACUGGAGUAGUAAAAGGAUGGAUGGUGAGCAGGUCUUGAGCCAGCUUGAAACAUCCACUGAGUAGCUGCAGAUAAAAACAUGUGAUAUAGAAACUCAAGCAGAUCAUUAUAGAGAACACAAGUUGCAGUAGCUCUCAUGUUACAGAGCAACAUUCUAUCUUCCGUAUAGAGUAGUCUAUUCUUUGUUGCCAGUUACGUGCAAAACGCAUGUUUUGGCGUUGAAUAAAACCAGAUGCCUUUUGACCAUACCUUUGGAGAAGUUUCCCUGAUAAGAUUCAAAGUGUUUUUUUUUUACUAAAAAUUGAUUUGAAAAUAUAAUCAUUAUGUUUCCAUAAGUUGAUGUCCUUCACAGUGUGUACUCGUCCUUUCCUCUGUUUUUCCAUCUCAUCCUCAAUUGCAUUGAGCAAUUUUGUACGAUGUCUACUCCUGCCUUGGUUUGUUAGCGUGGAUGACACAUUUUCAUUUAUUGGGAUGCCCAGAUCAAUACAUCCCCGAGAUCCAAUUAUAUCAUGUAAGCAACCAAGCUUGGACAAACAUCGAACCCGAGAGAUGUUUGCUCCCUGUUACUUUAGUAGCUUUCACCCUUCCACGGACCACUCUGUGUGUCCCGAACCGCCCAAAAUUAGCUCUUGCAUAUGAGAUAUGUUUGUAUUCAUUUUACCCAAAGAGAAGGUUGCAAAUCUCCAAAUAAGCUUAAGAAAACACACUCUACUAACUUCCUUGAGGCGUUUUCAACCAAUUUCACCCUCUUCUUUUGGACAGCAAACAUCAACCCAAGAUAGUUUUUUCUUCCAGUUACUCAAUGUUGGCCCUGACAACAAGAACGCUGAACAUAAGUUGUCAAUCUCUUGAAGAAAUUUCCUGGGUAACAUGAAAGCAAUGAGCCAGAAUUUGUCAUACUUCCAAUAACCGAGCUAAAAAGUUUCAUUCUCUUUUCCAUGAGAGAGAUCUCACAGUCCAGAAUUGCAUUCUCUGUCGAAUCCUCUCCAACAAAGGCAUGUAAUUCGUCGGACUCAUUUGCUUUGUGAGAUAUGGGAGCCUAGUUACCUUAUUGGGAGAGCACUCAUUGAAAAAGGAUUUUUUUUGCCUCCAUUCGAUGUCUCACAACAUUGUUUAAGGUGAGUUUGGUCUCGGGUGAAGUAAACAAUACUAGAAAUGGGUCGAACAGAGGCGUUUAUUAGAUUUCGAGAUGAUGUUACAAAGGUUGAGAAAGUAAAAGCAAGCCGGAGCUCGUGAGAGCUUAAACCGGAAAAGUACAAAUAGCAGAGAGAUGAUUGUACGGAUGAUAAACCCUAAUCUCGCCGCUAAGUUUAUGUAGCUAAGUGUCGAUGCCUUUCUCCUUUGCUUUCCUCUCCUUUUAUACUCUGUUCGAUUACCUUAACCUAAUCUCCUUUUACCGAUUGGGCCUUGUCGGCCCUUCGGGCCUGAUUAGGAGAUGAUCGCUCUGAGCCGCUUAGUCGAUUGGUCCCGCUUCGUUUGCUCUCCGCUUCGACUAACAGCGUUUCCUGGCUAAGCCGAUACCCCGAGAAUCGGCUUCCGAGCCGAGGUUGACUCGAUCUGCUGGAUUGGGCCCUUUGUUCGAUGGGCUUUGUGGAUGGGUUAAAUCCAUCCCCAACAGUAAGUCCCCCCCAGUUCAUUGAUGGUCGAGCAAUCGAUCUUCGAUGAAUUUGGUAUCUUUAGUUCGGAGAACAAAAGGUUCAAUCCGAGCAAGUGACUGAUCGUUGAGGAGUCAAUCCGUUUAAUCAACGCUUCUCAACCGAGGAAAUGGAUCGACGCAUCUGUUUAUCACGCGUUGCGAUCGUGAGAUAAACGCUUACGGAUCGAGAAGACGGAUCGACGCAUCUGUCGAUCACGCGCCUAAUUGGGUUUAGGCCCACUUAGGCCUUAUUAGGCGUAAUGAUGACGCCUUGAUCCCCGCGCUUAUAUCUCCCUAUAAAUAGCGCACCCCUCUCCACUUCUUUUCAUUUUUCUCCGCAGCGCUAAAGGUACUUUCUCUCUCUACGCUCCUUCUCUCUCUUUAUCUCUGUUUUUACAUCUGCGGUUAUCCGAGAUGUCGUCGCAUCGUUUGACGCGAGAACAAAAAGGAAAGGGGGCGGUAUCUUCUCGGGAUUCUGCUGAGAAUCCUGACAGUAUCCAUCAUGGAGCAAUGAUGGAUACGGAGAAUAUGGAUUUAGCGCAGCGUCUUUUGGUCUCGGAAGCAAGAGAACAGUUCCGGGGUGACGACGACGGUCAAGAAGCGGUCGACGCCUCGAUUGUUCCGAUCAGCUACUACCCUGGGAACAUCUUCGCCGAGGAGAGCCCACUGGAGGUUUGCGGAAUUCGACCUUCGGUCGUCGAUGGACAAGAUUGGUCCAACGUCGAGAGGACGAAGUCCACCGUGGAUUCGGUGGAGGCUAUUCUCCGAGAUCUCAAUGCACACGGGGUCUCGUUCAUCAUUCCAAAGCGGGAUCAGAGGCCUUGGUCGCCCCCGAAGGGAUAUCAGUGCAUUUACGAGUCAUAUUUCCGGAACGACACGAAGCUGUGGUUCCCGAUUCCUCGAAUCGUCACGACUUAUGCGUUCCGCAGAGGAGUUGCUUUAAGCCAGCUGAUGAACGGGUCUCUUCGGUUGAUGGUCGUUCUAUCGGUAAUUGCGGCCGAGGCGGGGACGUCGAUGAGUGUGAGGUCGUUUGAAGAGUUGACCUCGGUUUCAAUUUCCGAUGAUGGGCUCGUCUCGACGAGGAUGCGCCCAAACUACAACGUGGUUACGGGGUACCCGACCAAAACCUCGGAUUGGCAACGUUCGUACUUCUAUGUGAAGUUGAACAGGUCAGCGUUCGAGGAACCUCCGAAGUCUGGUUAUCGCGUUCUUUGGAACGCGGAGAUGGGUACUGCACACUGCCUUUCGUGAUGAUUGUAGCGUGUGCUCGUCUAACGUGUGUCUUUCUUCUCUCUUUUUUUUUUUAGUUGGUCACCCGAAUCUCGCCACGUACCCCGAGGAUUGGAGGGAGAGUGCUCGAAUUGUUGCGUUGCAGAAGCAAGAUCACUGGGAGGAUUUUACUCGGGAGAGAAUUCAGAGAUCUGUAGACCGGAUUGCCAACCGUAAGUUUCCACUACCUUUCUAUAUUUUCGAGUAAAUGAACGAUGUCUAUUAAGGAUUUCUCUUUUUGCAGAAAGCUGGAUCUCGGAACCGCAUCCUUAUAUUAACCAGUCGACUUCGAAGAGAUUAUCCCUCUUUACGAGAGCCGAGCAGAAGGAGAUCAACCGAGCUAAAACGAUGAAGCAACUACCAGACCUCAGUCUUAUUGUAGCCGGGAAGAUCGGUGCCAAGCGAGGCGCUUCUGAGAGCAGGGUUGGUCCUUCGGGACUGGAGGUCGUAGAGGCGACUCCAAUUGCCACUGAGCAGGCGCGUACUGGCGGCUCCUCGCAGGGUAAAAGCUCGAAGAAGAGCAAGAAAAGUGCCGGGGGUCCGAAGGAUUCCUCCGAGCCGGAACAUCCUGGUGCGGAUGGUUCUUCUAGGAAAGGGGGAAAAAAAAGGAAAGCCGGGGACCCGCCUACUGAAGAUAUUCCCAAGAAGAAGAGGAUGAAGAAGAAAGAACUGGCUCCGCCCCGUUCAUCCUCGGUCUGCGAAGAGGAACUUCAGGUUCUAGUUCCUGAAGCUAUCCCUGAGGUUGGGACCUCGAAAGAUGAUGAGAACGAGACCAUCGCCCUCCGCCGACGGAGACGGGAGAGUCGAGUCACCGAGGAGGUACCCCGUGGAGCCUUGGCCGGUGAUCUGCGUUCUACUGAGGUUCCGAGGGGAAUAUCGACUUCGGGAGAACAACGGGACCGCUUGAGGAAUGAGUCCCCUGCUCAUGUCACGGAGGGAUCUGAGACCCGAGUAUCCGGUCGCCCUAAGGAAACCCCGGCAGAUGGCUUCAAAUUCGAGUUUAACCGUGAGCUUCCGCUGGCUUGCUACCCGGAAGAUUGUGCUCGCCUGUUACGGUUGGUCAAAGGCGGUCCCGAUCAACUCCCUUCGGUGGGAGAUCUCAUCUUCAAAGAUGAGUAUGAGCACGCCUCUUGCUCGUCUGUAAAGAGCCAUGGUGAUUGGAACGUUUUGGUCGAGAAGUACGACUCAUCUCUCAGACGGGCCAGAGAACAGAUUCGUGAGAGCGAGGAGGCUAAGAAGAGAAUGGAGGAGGCUCUUCGGGUUUCUACGCGAGAAAAGGCAGACGCCAUUGCUCGUGAAAAAGCCCUUAGGAAGGCGUUUGACGAGACGCGGACAUCCGACGCAGCUGAGUUGCAGAUGUGCAAGGAGUCAAUGAACAAUCUUGAGUUCGUGGUGGAUAAGCAGCGGAAGGAAAAGGCUGAUCUAGAGGCAAAAAUGGCUGCGGAAUUGCUAAGGCAUUCCGAGGAGAUGGACAGGCUUCGGAAAUCUCGUAAAUACGAGGUCACGCACGAGAGGAUUCGCGUGCUGAUUGCCAUGAUCGCUAAAGCCGAGAAACGCUUUCACAGGAUUUCCCUUCGUGAGGACAAAAGGGACAAAUACGACGAUGCUCGGUGUCUCUAUAGUCAAGCCUUCGGGACGAGGAAAUGUCUCGAGCAGAUCAAGGCCUCUGGUGCAGAGAUCCCGCAGGAAACCAUCGACUUCUUCAUCGGGCAAGAGAAGCACUACGAGGAAGAAGCAGAGCGUUUGGAGGUAAAGGAGAUUCCGGCGGAAGAUCUUUGCCUUUCUCCGCUAGUGUUGGGUCGAAUAUUAAUUUGAUCGAUUCGGAGGCCGCUAUUG